UGGAUAGCAUUUCCCCUAAAUACGGCCUGGCCACGUUUGAUCCUACCCAAUCAACAAAAGCAGCUGCUCAUGAAAAUACUUACUUCAAAUUUUGGCCCUAUUAAUCUAACCGUCAUUUCCUCAGAAUCGCAAAGUUUUUUGGUUUUUUGUUUAUUUAUCGGGCAAGUAAAAUUGAUUUUGUUUGCAUCAGCAUUCAGCAGUCAGUACCCUACAAAACCAAAUAUAUGGCCCACCCCCACCCCCCAUGAAUACAUGUGUGUGUAUAUAUACGUGCAUAAGCAGCUCGGAUUGAAAUGACACCAGCUCUUGCGAUCCAGUGUUGAUGUGGUGUGCGCAUUGACUCUCUAGUACUUCUAGUCACCCUUUGCUUGUUUUGCAACGCUCCUUCGAUCGAUUUAGGCUUUUUUUUUCUCUUGGUAGUUUCAUAUCAAUCUGUUACAGUUUUAGCUGUAAAUUUGUGAAGAUGAAUGCUCUCGCCGCCACUAAUCGCAACUUCAGGCAAGCGGCGCGCAUUCUCGGUCUUGACAGUAAGAUUGAGAAGAGUCUUUUGAUCCCGUUUAGAGAGAUUAAGGUGGAGUGCACGAUUCCAAAAGAUGAUGGAACGCUGGUUUCCUACGUUGGAUUCAGAGUGCAGCAUGAUAAUUCCCGUGGGCCCAUGAAAGGAGGGAUCAGAUAUCAUCCAGAGGUUGACCCUGAUGAAGUGAAUGCUCUUGCUCAAUUGAUGACCUGGAAGACUGCUGUAGUAGAUAUUCCAUAUGGUGGUGCUAAAGGUGGAAUAGGAUGCACACCAAAAGAAUUAAGUAUUAGUGAGUUAGAACGUCUUACCCGUGUCUUCACACAGAAGAUACAUGACCUUAUUGGGGUCAAUACUGAUGUUCCAGCACCGGAUAUGGGCACUAAUGCUCAGACAAUGGCUUGGAUUUUGGAUGAGUACUCAAAAUUUCAUGGUUACUCACCUGCAGUCGUUACGGGAAAGCCAAUUGAUCUUGGUGGUUCACUGGGUAGGGAGGCAGCAACUGGGCGUGGAGUUGUAUACGCCACCGAAGCACUACUUGCUGAACAUGGAAAAUCAAUAAAGGGCUUGACUUUUGCCAUUCAGGGUUUUGGAAAUGUUGGAUCAUGGGCUGCAAGGCUCUUCCAUGAAAGAGGUGGCAAGGUUGUUGCAGUGAGUGAUAUCACUGGAGCAGUGAGGAAUCCUAAUGGUAUUGACAUACAGGCAUUGAUUCAGCAUAAAGAGACAACAGGAAAGCUAGCUGACUUCAGUGGUGCUGAUGCGAUGGAUGCAAAUGAUUUGCUAACUCAUGAAUGUGAUGUUCUCGUACCAUGUGCUCUAGGCGGAGUUUUAAACAGAGAAAACGCUGGAGAUGUUAGAGCCAAGUUCGUCAUAGAAGCUGCUAAUCAUCCAACUGAUCCAGAUGCUGAUGAGAUUCUAUCAAAGAAGGGAGUUGUAAUACUCCCCGAUAUAUAUGCAAAUGCAGGAGGAGUGACCGUUAGUUAUUUUGAGUGGGUGCAGAACAUUCAAGGAUUUAUGUGGGAAGAGGAUAAGGUGAAUCACGAACUUAAGAGAUACAUGACCAAGGCCUUCCACAAUAUCAAGGGCCUAUGCCAGUCUCACGAUUGCAACCUUCGGAUGGGUGCAUUUACGUUGGGUGUCAACCGUGUUGCUCGCGCUACUCUACUGAGGGGUUGGGAAGCAUAACAUUUCUCAGCUACUGCUUCAACGUUUGGUUAAUCUUUCUGCACUGCUGACAAGAGAACGGCCUCGAUUCAUGCUUCAUUUCUGAACUACAGUUUAAUUUGUUAUAACUUUCUCUUAUGCUGCCUUAUGAGCUGACUAUGUAGGUGAACUUGCAGAAAGAAAUAAUUUUAGUAGUUGAGAGACAUUAUCAAUUUAUUCUAUCAUGCUUUGCUGUGCAA
This is a messenger RNA of Salvia miltiorrhiza (redroot sage), 1917 nucleotides long. Its product is annotated as glutamate dehydrogenase A. The record is from RefSeq and is a predicted model, not a curated record. The transcript has 9 exons. The coding region runs from base 464 to 1699 and encodes 411 amino acids. Gene Ontology annotation, cellular component: mitochondrion. Lineage: Eukaryota; Viridiplantae; Streptophyta; Magnoliopsida; Lamiales; Lamiaceae. Gene Ontology annotation, biological process: L-glutamate catabolic process. Gene Ontology annotation, molecular function: L-glutamate dehydrogenase (NAD+) activity.